Messenger RNA from Penicillium angulare, 279 nucleotides. RefSeq lists its product as uncharacterized. The coding region runs from base 1 to 279 and encodes 92 amino acids. The transcript has 2 exons. NCBI's taxonomy places the organism in Eukaryota, Fungi, Ascomycota, Eurotiomycetes, Eurotiales, Aspergillaceae. The record is from RefSeq and is a predicted model, not a curated record.
AUGAUAGUUGCUGGAGGAAGCUUUGAUGUUCCACCAUGGGUUUGGCGCCAGCUAGGGCGGCGCGGGGCGAUGCGGGGCGACGCGAAUUCUGCGGCUAAAGUAGACUCGUUACCGCUAGGUAACGACGAAUCAAAGGGCAGUCAACCUCAUGAGAGGAAAGUGAAAGAAAAAGAAAAACCGGCAGGUCAAUCACAUACUUCAAGUGGCCAUGGCCGUGUCGGUCACCAAUCCGGCCACCCCGAAUCAGUGUCUGAUGGCACGAUUACGGUGCAUAAUUAA